Culex quinquefasciatus (southern house mosquito) is the source of this 3843-nucleotide messenger RNA. Its product is annotated as sterol regulatory element-binding protein 1. Bases 424 to 3753 code for a protein of 1109 amino acids. Lineage: Eukaryota; Metazoa; Arthropoda; Insecta; Diptera; Culicidae. Gene Ontology annotation, cellular component: nucleus. The transcript has 5 exons. Gene Ontology annotation, biological process: regulation of transcription by RNA polymerase II. The record is from RefSeq and is a predicted model, not a curated record. Gene Ontology annotation, molecular function: DNA-binding transcription factor activity, RNA polymerase II-specific; RNA polymerase II cis-regulatory region sequence-specific DNA binding; protein dimerization activity.
ACAGAAGGGUUCUCGCGCGGACGGGAAUGGGCAACGAUUAACAAAACAGAAGUGUACAGGCAGGCAGUUGAAGAUUUGAUUACUUAACUUAACAAGUAAUGAUGAGUGAUUCAAAUACUAUUAAUUAAUCUUCAAAAACUGUAUGUUUGUUGCAUAAGUUAUGGGCAUUUCUCGCAAAUGAAACCCGUGCCAUUGCCGCGGUUAAGGUUAUAUUAUUGUGAGUGACGUCACGGUUGUCGUGAAAAUCAUACGAUACUCUGUUCUGCGCGCUGAUUGGUCAAUCUGGUGGUGUGGUUCUCUUUCCAUUCCGCCACUUGCGGUUCAUCUAUCGUUACUUGCGUUCACUGUAACUGCGGCGCCUAGUUUCAUCAUCAUCAAAAGUUUAAAUGAAUGAGUUCGCAGUGAUUUGGUAAAAUAAUAAAUAUGAGCAGCUCAGUGAAGGGGUGGGAAAGCAUCCCACCGGGCGACACCAUCGCCAUGGACCUAGGCGAAAACGUGCUCAGAGGAGAUGAGCUGGAUAUCAACGAUAUCGCGGACAUGUAUCAACUAAACGAGGAAAAGUUGAUUAACAUAAUGGGAGAGGACUUUCUCAGCCAGUACAGCUGGGAGGACAAUGUCGUAAUGUCCCCCGACUCGACUACAUCGCCCGUGAUCACUGAGACGGCAACAUCGUCGUUCGAUAUCAAACAGGAAGAUACUAGUUUGCUACAGAAUGGACAACCACAGCAGUUUUACAACAAUUUGGUGUCACGCGAUCCUAUAAUAUCUGUUAGCAGUAAUGUCAAUGUCAAACAAGAACCAAUAUUACAUCAUCAGCAACCUACAAGUGCGAGUCCACCGAUUGUUCUUACCCAGCAAAAUGCUACCGCACCUACAAUUUUGCUCCAGAACACACGUGCCCCAACUGGCUACUCUUACAUCAAAACUGUUACUCCCGCUCCUGCCACGAUUCCACAGAAUAUUUUACCGGCAAAUAUGCGAGUACAAAAUCUGUUGACAACGGCAGCAAAAACUUCUUCAACGACGACUGUUCCUUUGAUGCAACAGGUGUUUGCCUUCCAAAGUGGAGAUAAGCCAGUCAUGCUUCAAGCUAAUCCAGCAAACACGCCAAAUAUUCAUACAAUUUUAACAACCGGAAUUCCGCUUGUGUUGGACUCCACAUCGGCGGUUUCGCCCGUAGUGGAAAAUGCGGCCAAGUUACAGAUUAAUCGUCUGCCUCUGUCCGGUCAACCGGCGCCGCAACCCAAGGUAAAGGAGGUCAAACGGUCAGCACAUAACGCUAUCGAGAGACGUUACCGAACUUCCAUCAACAGCUGUAUUGUGGAGCUGAAGAAUAUUGUCGUUGGCGUCGAUGCCAAAUUGAACAAAUCUGCCAUCCUGAGAAAAGCCAUUGACCACAUCAGACACUUGCAGAAGCAGAACAAUAACCUCAAGCAGGAAAACAUGUACCUGAAAAUGAAGAUGACCAACCGCAAAAACUCGCUCAAAGACCUGCUGGUUGGCAAUGUACACGACGAAAUGGUACAGAGUGGACCAAUUACGCCUCCAAGAAGCGAUGAAUCGUCCAAUCCGUCACUGUCGCCUUCGCACACUUCGGACUCGAACUCGAUGCCUCCAUCUCCGUACGGAUCACCUGAAGACUCCAUGAACGAGGAAGAAAUUGUUUCAAAUGUACGAGGCAUGACUGCUCACUCACGGCUGACGCUUUGCAUGUUUAUGCUGGCAGUGUUGGUUAUUAAUCCCUUUGGAAGCUUUAUUUCGACGAAAUUUGACGAUCAAGAUUCGCUUGAUCCCGUUACAAGUCGUCGGAUUUUGGCCGUUGAUGAAACGAUUUUUUCGUGGAGCAGCCUUUUGUCUUUGAUUUUCGUUUGCACGCUGAACGUUGCACUGGUGUCAUUUGCUUUGGUGAAGAUGCUCGUACAUGGAGAUCCGGUUCUAUCGCCUCGCUCGAAAUCAUUUACCGACUAUUGGAAACAUAAGAAACAGUCAGAUUUGGACUUUGAACGUGGAAACACGGCAGUGUCACUGCAAGAAGCUAAACGAUGUCUAGCAUCUUUUGGGUUGACUCUUCCCAGGAGUCGAUUUGAAACGGCGACCGCAACUUGUUGGCAAUUUGUGCGAAUGUUUCUUCACAGGAUCUACAUAGGUCGCUGGCUUUCACGUCGAACCGGGGGUCUGUUUAAACCAGCAGCACAACGAAUGGACGCGUUGAACUCGGCCAAGGAAUUGGCUUUACUGUUUCACCGUUUAAAUCAACUAUCGCUGGUUUCGGACCAACCCGAAGCGAACGGCCUCAUGAUGUCUUUGUAUGCUGUCAAUAUGGCAGAAACUGCGGCAUCGGUCAUUUCACCGGAGGACACUAUCGAAAUAUACAUUACGGCUGCAUUGCGCGUUAAAAAGAGCUACCCAAGAUUCAUGCAGUACUUUUGCCGUUACUAUUUGGCCAAAGCCAGGCAGGUGGCAAGUGGGUGCGAUCAGGCCUCCGGCAAGUUUAGCUGGGCGUUUACGUCGUAUGGAUUUAGAUUCCUCACGAACCAUGCGGUGCGAUUCGAAGAACAUUCGGAUUUUAUGUUCACAAUGCUAGCAAACCGAGCGGAUCCACUUGAAUACAUGAUGAGGGAUUACCGGGAAAAUUUGCUUCAAAAAUCUAUCCAGUGCCUGGUUGGAUCGGGACAAAUUAGUAGAAAACAUGCGAGUGCUGCCUUCUUGCAAAAAUCUCAACCAAGCUCAGGGGAAGAAAAGACCAUAACACCAAAAGACGAUCAAUCGGACAACGGAAAGCCGUCGACAUCGGCCAGCUAUCCGUAUUCGGGGUGCCAAAUCAGCAACGUGCUUCAUUUUACCGAACUGCUCAACAACUGCCUCAGCGUGGAACGUGCCCCAACAACUUUCGACAAGUGUGUGCUGGGUGAAAAUUGCUGCCAAGAUCGGCUUGCCCACUGGUGGUCCAGCUUGUUGAGCAUCGCUGCCCAUUGGCUGCUCGGUGAAGACUCCGAAGCUGAGAGAUUGUACCCACACAUUGAAAACAUACCCCCGGAAAUGUCCAAGAGUGAAGAUACUCUGCCAAAGGCACUGUUCGCAGCCUUUAAUGCCAAGAGAUCUCUUUUAAACAAACCACAUUAUGAUUCUGUGCAAGUUUUCAAAAGCUGUAAUCUUGGCAGCCAAUACCUGGAAGACAGCCUUACGACCAACAUUUGCAAAAGUCCAGUUAGGUUGAAUAUGCUCGCUCAACUGCUGACGUGCGAUUGGCUGCUGGAGGCUCGAACCUCUCUUUGGGAAUCAGACAACGAAAAAUUCCAAAGCCAGUGCGGAGAGUACGUGCCAGUUUCCGGUGUAGUUUUAGCAAAGUUCCAGAAGGAUCUUAACUCGCUGCGCAUUGUGACCAACCAAAUACCGAACGCCCAAUCCCGGGUCUUUCUGUACGAGGCCGUGUGUCGGUUGAUGGCCGGGGCCGCCCCGGGACCGACGCAGCAACUGCUGGGCCACAGUUUGCGCCAGCGGUACGCCCGAGCAUCGAUCAUCUGCAGUGGCAAGGAUCGAAGCUCGCAGCAGCUGGUUGGGGGCCGCGAAAGGGCAGCGGCACUGUACGUCGCCUGCAAGCACCUUCCGGCUCCGUGUUUGUCCGCACCCGGGGAACGGACCAGUAUGCUGCAGGAGGCGGCCAAAACGCUGGAGAAGAUUGGCGACAAGAAACGACUGCAGGAGUGCUACCAACUGAUGCGGUCACUGGGCAGUGGAACUGUGACAAACUAGAAUUUAAGGAGAGAGAUUGUUAAUUAGUUAUUUAUUACUGUUGUACUCGGUUGAAAACCAAUAAAAAUGUGCCUUAUUAAUUGCCUUGUC